GGAGACAGCGCGGGGAGGGGGACGCUGGGGGCAGACACCUUCCCUCCAGUGCGCGCGCGCGCACUCAUACACACACACACACACACACACACACACCACAGUCAGACACAAGCCACAGGGCCUCGCAAGCAGGGAGACGGCUCCGGGACCCGAGGGAGGCAGCGCCGCCGAGCGCGGCCAGGAGGAGGGGGCGAGGCAACGGGGGGAACCCUCGAUCCCGCUCCGCGGUCCGGGGUCCCCGCGCACACACCGGCCCAGAGACACCCUCGCAGACACUCGUAGGCGCGCACGCGCACCCUCUCCCCUCCCCCGCCGCCUCCCCUCCCGCCGCCUCCCGGCCGGACGAUGGAUCCCUGCAGAUCCCGGGGCUGAGAGCACCGCGCACCGCGCCGAGCCUAGGCGGACCGAGCCGAGGCGAGCGAGGGAGCGCGCGCGGCGGGCGGGCAGACGGAGCCGAGCCGAGCCGGGCCGGGCGGGCCGCUCCCUGCAGGGCUCUGCGCGGCGUGCCGCGGCGGCCGCCGGCUCCCGCUCCGGGCCAUGAGCCCCUCCGCGGCUCGGCGCUGAGCCCGCGUCCGGCCCCGCGCCCCAGGACCCGCCGCCGGCUGCCGGGUUCCCGAAGCCCCCUCAGAUCCCCUCGGCCAGGAUGGAACUGAAGGCUGAGGAGGAGGAGGUGGGUGGCCUCCAGCCGGUGAGCAUCCAGGCCUUCGCCAGCAGCUCCACCCUGCACGGCCUGGCCCACAUCUUCUCCUACGAGCGGCUGUCUCUGAAGCGGGCGCUCUGGGCCCUCUGCUUCCUGGGUUCCCUGGCUGUACUGCUGUGUGUGUGCACCGAGCGUGUGCAGUACUACUUCCACUACCACCACGUCACCAAGCUCGACGAGGUGGCUGCCUCCCAGCUCACCUUCCCUGCCGUCACGCUGUGCAACCUCAACGAGUUCCGCUUUAGCCAAGUCUCCAAGAAUGACCUGUACCAUGCCGGGGAGCUGCUGGCCCUGCUCAACAACAGGUAUGAGAUACCAGACACGCAGAUGGCAGAUGAGAAGCAGCUGGAGAUACUGCAGGACAAGGCCAACUUUCGCAGCUUCAAGCCCAAGCCCUUCAACAUGCGCGAGUUCUACGACCGCGCAGGGCACGACAUCCGAGACAUGCUGCUUUCCUGCCACUUCCGGGGGGAGGUCUGCAGCGCCGAGGACUUCAAGGUGGUCUUCACGCGGUAUGGAAAGUGCUACACGUUCAACUCUGGCCGAGAUGGGCGCCCGCGGCUGAAGACCAUGAAGGGUGGAACGGGCAACGGGCUGGAGAUCAUGCUGGACAUUCAGCAGGACGAGUACCUGCCCGUGUGGGGGGAAACUGAUGAGACGUCCUUCGAAGCAGGCAUCAAAGUGCAGAUCCACAGUCAGGAUGAACCUCCCUUCAUCGACCAGCUGGGCUUUGGCGUAGCCCCAGGGUUCCAGACCUUUGUGGCCUGCCAAGAGCAGCGGCUCAUCUACCUGCCCCCGCCCUGGGGCACCUGCAAAGCUGUUACCAUGGACUUGGAUUUCUUCGACUCCUACAGCAUUACGGCCUGCCGCAUCGACUGUGAGACACGCUACCUGGUGGAGAACUGUAACUGCCGCAUGGUACACAUGCCAGGGGACGCCCCAUACUGCACUCCAGAGCAGUACAAGGAGUGUGCAGAUCCUGCUCUGGACUUUCUGGUGGAGAAGGACCAGGAGUACUGUGUGUGUGAAAUGCCCUGCAACCUGACCCGCUAUGGCAAGGAGCUGUCCAUGGUCAAGAUCCCCAGCAAAGCAUCAGCCAAAUACUUGGCCAAGAAGUUCAACAAGUCUGAGCAGUACAUAGGGGAAAACAUCCUGGUGCUGGACAUUUUCUUUGAAGUCCUCAACUAUGAGACCAUCGAGCAGAAGAAGGCCUAUGAGAUUGCAGGGCUCCUGGGUGACAUUGGAGGCCAAAUGGGGCUGUUCAUCGGGGCCAGCAUCCUCACUGUGCUGGAACUCUUUGACUACGCCUAUGAGGUCAUAAAACACAAGCUGUGCAGAAGAGGGAAGUGCCAGAAGGAGGCCAAAAGGAGCAGCGCGGACAAGGGCGUGGCCCUCAGCCUGGAUGACGUCAAAAGACACAACCCGUGCGAGAGCCUCCGGGGCCAUCCUGCCGGGAUGACGUAUGCGGCCAACAUCCUACCUCACCAUCCGGCCCGAGGCACUUUUGAGGACUUUACCUGCUGAGCCCCGAAGGCCACUGUACCAAAGGCCUAGAUGGGGAGGGCUAGGAGAGCAAAGGGGCCCCCAGCUGCCCCCCAUAUCUGCCCUGGGGACUCACUCCCCUCUCCCAAGGCAUCCCCCCACUCCUGGGCGGUCCUUUCCUCUUGAAUGUGGUGAGGAAGGAGUCUCGAACUACAGAGUCCUCUCCCCGCCUCCAUCCCUUUCCUUUUCUUUCUUUCUGUUUUUUUUUUUUUUUUUUUUUUUAACAAAACUAAUCUAAAACAGAAACUAAAAAGAGAGAUUGGGGCAAGUGACCUCAGGCUGCCCCUCUCUGCUCCAUGCUGCCUCCCACAGCUCCCAGCCUGAAUUCUGUCUGUCCGGCUGUCUGUCAUCUGAGUGUCCACCUACAUUUUGCUGCCACCAGUCACCAAAGCCCCCUUCCAAUGGGGGGCGGAGGGGAUCCUCGGGGUCUGGAGUUUGGCCCCAAACCAGAGAAUGUACCUUGAAGGGGAGGGCUACUAGGGGGGGGCUUCCCCAGCCUUAAGAGACCCUCUGAGCCCAGUGACCCCCCCCAACCCCAAGUCUCCAGGCAGGAACCCUAGUCGUGUCUGUUCUCCCCCCACCACCUAGUAACCUGUGAAGUCUCUAGGAAGGUGGGGGUGGAGGAUCCCCUGAAGAAGUGGAGCUGGGACACGAUGUGGCCCUGGUGCUGUAGGCCACAUCCUGAUACCUGCAAGUUCACCCCCCAACCCCAGAGCUGCUGGAGAGAAAUGCCAAGAGGCAGCCCUCCUCUGCCAUCCCAUAAGAGAUCCAGCUGGUUGCCUUCCAGCUCAGGGAGCCGGGCACUGGUGCCUAACCUCACUGGUCCCUCUCCCCCAGGCCCCUGCAGAGGGCCACAUCCAUAAAUUUUCUUAUGGAAUUCUCCCAAGUCCUCUUCUGAAACAUUUGCUUCUCUCAACAACUUCAUCUGCAUUUUCUAUUUCUAUACGAUACAGACUCUAUAUUGCUAUAUCUCUGUAUAUACUUUCCCUGACUCUGUCUCUAUUUCAUCCCCUUGUGUCUCUAAAAACAACCCUCUCCACCCCUUCUACAAGUUCCCCUUCUGUGUUUCCACCCCUUCCCUGGUCUCUGAAUGCCUUCGCCUGUAUAAAGAGUUGGACUCUCCCCUGGUGUCUGUACUGUGUACACACAUCCCUCUAAGAAGCACAAGGAGACGACACGCGCAUUGUAACCUUCGCACUGUCUCGGUGGCGACAUAAAGGAAGCUGUGAAUUACAAGCUCUGCCUCUUUCUGGCCUCACCCUGUCCCCCCAGCCUGGGUUUCCUUCGCCUUCCCUGCAGCCUUAAAAUUCCCUCCCCUGCUCCACCCACCCUACUGUCCUUUGCCUGGCUGACUGUGGCCUCCCCAGGGAAGGGGUUGCUACAGUGAGAGCCCCCACCCAUGGGAUGGAGAUCUGCUCUGUGCACUAAGCCAAGGGUGGCAGAGACUGAGGGAGCUGUGAGCUGAUGACUGUGCAGCGGAAGCAGCAGGGUGUGGACCCGCAGAGGCUGAGGUCUUCAGUCAGUGGCCUUUGCCUCCUUCUGGAUGCCCAGGCCUCUUUGCUCACCUAAUACCCAAGCCCACCCCUUAUAGUUUCUGGUGAGGUACCGUUUGAUAGUGGGACGAAAGAGACAGGCCUAGAGGGGACGUUGAAAGCUCUGGUAUUCUGUUCCUCCUUUCCUCCCUUAAUGAGAAACCAGCGAGGUAGAGGACCUGCCAUCCCCCCUCCACCAGGCAUUCCUCCCAGGCCAGAGCCCUGCCCCUUCCCAGGCCUUCUCUGCCCAGCUGCCUCUCGGCCUCCAACCCCAGAACAAGACCUGUGGCAGGUCAUCUGUGCAUUGGCCUGGAGCUGGAGAGGCCAUAGGAUCUUCGGCAACUCUUGGUUCCCAGGAGUUCCUUAGAGAUCAGAUCUCUCCAGAGGGAAGCAGGAGCAAGGCCAAAGGGUGUGCAGUGGAUGGGAACAGCAGGCAGGGCUAUGGGUGACGCAUGCCUCUGGUCUAAUAAACUGGGUUUUAACCA
This is a messenger RNA of Cervus elaphus (red deer), 4259 nucleotides long. It is a transcript of the gene ASIC1, whose product is annotated as acid sensing ion channel subunit 1. Gene Ontology annotation, biological process: sodium ion transmembrane transport. Gene Ontology annotation, cellular component: membrane. The record is from RefSeq and is a predicted model, not a curated record. NCBI's taxonomy places the organism in Eukaryota, Metazoa, Chordata, Mammalia, Artiodactyla, Cervidae. The transcript is spliced from 12 exons. The coding region runs from base 644 to 2224 and encodes 526 amino acids.